Magnolia sinica is the source of this 2709-nucleotide messenger RNA. Its product is annotated as AUGMIN subunit 6. The transcript has 13 exons. Gene Ontology annotation, molecular function: microtubule binding. The coding region runs from base 161 to 2404 and encodes 747 amino acids. Lineage: Eukaryota; Viridiplantae; Streptophyta; Magnoliopsida; Magnoliales; Magnoliaceae. Gene Ontology annotation, biological process: spindle assembly. The record is from RefSeq and is a predicted model, not a curated record. Gene Ontology annotation, cellular component: HAUS complex; mitotic spindle microtubule.
CGUUGACAGCUCUAGCCAAACCCUCUUCCCAACACCAGAAAUGGAACGCUCCAAUGAGUGAGAAGUAACUUUCAGUAGUCCGCGGACUACUACAAUACAAGGCCCGAAAGAAAAUACCACCAGCAAAAUUUCAGAGAGGUAGCGACGGAGAGGGAGAGGUAUGACGAUGGAUCGAGAGAAGGAGAGAGAGUUGGAGCUGGAGUCGGCAAUGUACACCAACUGCCUCCUUCUAGGGCUCGAUCCUUCGAUCCUCGGCAUCGGAGGCAGUAACGGUAGUAGCAGCACUCGCGUUGGCCUCUUUCGUCAUUCAAAUCCUAGAAUGGGAGAGCAGCUCCUUUAUUUCAUCCUCUCUGCCCUAAGAGGCCCAAUUCAAUCUGCAAAGGAUUUUGAUAAGGUGUGGCCGAUCUUCGAUUCCGCACAAUCUCGCGAUUUCCGCAAGAUUGUGCAAGGGAUUAUAAAUGAGCUUGAAUCACAGGGUGCUCUGCCGAGAAGCAAUUCACGGGUUUCAUCUCUCGCCACUUGUUGUGGCCAGAGAUUUGUUGAGCUUUUGUGGCAACUUUCUUUGCAUGCUCUUCGAGAGGUGCACAAACGAACAUUUGCAGUUGAUGUAGCUUCAAACCCGCUUCCUGCUUCAUUGACUGAUGUAUCAUAUUCUCAUGCAGCUACAUUACUUCCUGUGACAAAGGCUAGGAUAGCACUUGAACGGAGGAGGUUUCUUAAAAAUGCAAAUACUGCUGUGCAUAGACAGGCCAGAUGGUCGAGUCUGGCACAUGACAUUACAGCUGAAUUUCGGGGUCUUUGUGCCGAAGAGGCUUACUUGCAGCAAGAACUGGAAAAACUACAGGAUCUGAGGAGCAAAGUGAAGUUGGAAGGAGAGCCAAGGGAUGAUCGCAUCUCUGGCUCCUUAGGCCAGAAUGCCCACUUGGUAUCUAAAGCAACUCGUCUAUGGGAGUCUUUGUUAGCUCGUAGGAGUCAGCAUGAGCUUCUUGCUUCAGGCCCUAUUGAGGACUUGAUAGCUCACCGUGAGCAUAGGUACCGCAUCUCAGGGUCAUCUUUGCUUGCAGCUAUGGAUCAGAGUUCUCAUGUUCCUCAUCCGGAUUUAUUAUCUGUUCAAGCGGAUGAUCUGGCUUCAGUGCACACAUAUGACCGAGAACAGACAGAUGGAUCUUUUAUCAAUGUGAAUAGGGAAAAACAGAAAAUCUCCUUAGAGUCAACUCAAUUUCAAGUGAAUGAUGAAGCUCUUCUUCGAGUGGAUGACAAAAGUGGAAGAGUCCCCACUGUUGAUGUAGCAGAGGUUCUCAGGCGUUGGACACAUGCUUUACAGCGGAUUCAUAAGCAGUCGCUUCAUUUGGCCAAGGUUAAUGAUGGAGAGGGUCCAGAGCUUCUACGAUGUGCAUCUGAUAGCAGUAGUGGUCAUGCUGAAUCUUUGGCUGCAACCCUUGCCGAACAUCGGCAGCACUUAGCAAGCAUACAGGUUUUUGUCAAUCAACUGGAGGAGGUUGCUCCAGCAAUGCAAGAAACUAUAUCGCAUCUCACAGAAGAAGUGAACAGUGUUGCUUCCAUGGCUCCCAUGACAAAAUAUGAUGGCAGAUCACUAUCUCCUACUCAAGCUCAAAGCAGUGGAAGGACCAUGGAUAAUACAACUGAUGAAGUCAAGGAGGCAACUUCAAAGCUGUCAUCUAUUCAGCUUGAGAAGGUGUCAACCAGCCCGGCUCUGAAACUCCCACCCUUGUUUAGUUUAACUCCAAAUUCCUCUGGUAAAGGUGCACAUGUGCAAAAGAGGAAUGUCGCAGCUCCUCAAACCAACCAGGUAGAAAAUUUGAUGGAAGGGAAGCAGCUAGACCAGCCUUUACCUAAUGGUCAUGUGGACACUCUAAUACAAGAGAGUGACAGCUCUUACGUUCAGAACCUUAGACGAUCUGUUCGUGAAGCCGCUCUCUCAGUGCAGUCCAGCUGCUUAGAAUCGUCAAAAGGAAGCAGUGCUGAUAGCUCGGAACAUUUCUUCAUACCUCUUUCAACAAGUAGAUUUUCCCACAUGGGAGCUGAAACCAAAUUGGUUCUGAACAGAAGCAGACAGCGGUUAUUUUUAUCUCCACCUGAUGUGCUCAAGGAUGGAACUUCUGAUUAUAUUGCUAAUGAUGCCAUUGGGAGCAAGUUCAACGAAGUGGCGGAUGUGUUGAAGCACUCUAAUUUACUCUAUGAGUAUGAUGACCAAGAGAAUGGAUUUCUCUCUGCAGUUGGUUUGGAUGUAUCUUCCGAUACACUAAGGACAUUCAACAUGGAGGAUGCUCAGGAACCAGUCUUCUCACCUCCUUUGCUAAUGGAUUCAACUUUCUUUGAAGAUUCAUAUGAGGACUUGCUAGCCCCACUGUCUGAAAUUGAUGCCGCUUUGAUGGAGCGGUGAAUCUGAACUUUGGAGUAAUAUUUACCCUGCUAUUGUGGCUGUGGCAGAAGUCGACGCUCUGGCCCAAAAGGCUGAAACACGCAGCAGAGAUGGAUCGAUCAUGAUGUAAAGUGUGCAGGCUGCCCAAAUUCAUCUUCUUUUUUUUUAAUUUUUUUAAUUUUUUUUUUUAAUGUGAGAUUAAUUCAAUUGCAUUUUGUGGAGACAGAUCCAUUUGAAUGUUUGUAGUUUUUUGUAUGAUUUGCUUGUAAUUGGUAGUCCUUGUAAUAGGCUUCUAUUCAUUUUUUCAGUCAGGACACUUUCUAACC